Molecule: messenger RNA, 1204 nt
Organism: Engraulis encrasicolus (European anchovy)
Lineage: Eukaryota; Metazoa; Chordata; Actinopteri; Clupeiformes; Engraulidae
Product: sialidase-3-like
Exons: 2
Coding region: 2-1204 (400 amino acids)
Biological process (GO): ganglioside catabolic process; oligosaccharide catabolic process
Cellular component (GO): cytoplasm; intracellular membrane-bounded organelle; membrane
Molecular function (GO): exo-alpha-sialidase activity
Source: RefSeq, a predicted model, not a curated record
CAUGGGCAACAGCUCCUCCAACAGUAAGACCAACAGAACCCAUCCUCCAGAAACGCCUCUAUUUGCAGAUAAAGAUUAUGACUUCAGAAUCCCAGCCCUUCUGUACGUCCGGGAAUGGAACACGUUCCUGGCAUUUGCAGAGAAACGGAGAACGUCGAGAGAUGAACAUGCAGAGAAUCUGGUGAUGAGGAAAGGCACAAGGCAGACUGAAGGCACACUGCAGUGGUCUCCCACAGAGGACCUGAUGAAGGCAACUGUUAAAGGCUACCGCACCAUGAACCCUUGUCCAGUCUUUGAGAGGAACUCCAAAACCCUCUUCCUGUUCUUCAUCUGCCUGAAGGGCAGCGUUCCAGAGUGCGCCCUCAAGCCUGGCAUGUCCCUUCUGUGCUACGUCACAAGUCGUGACUGUGGAAAGACCUGGAGUGACCCAACAGACCUAACGCACAUCAUCGUCAACAACUUCCCCAAGUAUAAGACCUUCGCCGUAGGGCCAGGCCACGGGAUCCAGCUGAGCGGUGAGCUGAGCAGCAGUCUGCUCAUUCCUGCCUAUGUGAAGGUGGUGAAGGGCAGUCCUUGCUGUUGGUGCCUUGCGGGCAUCUGUGGCUGUGAAAGCAACCACUCUGUGGUGAUACGGAGCCAGAAUCCCCCUGACACCUGGCAGGUGGGUGAGCCCAUCGCCAUGAAAACCGGUGAGUGUCAGCUGGCCGAGGUGUGUAACAGGGAGGGGACACGACAGGUGUACAUGAACGCCCGCAGCGCUGGAGAGUUCCGACUGGAGGCGCUAAGCGACGACGGCGGGAUUAGUUUCACCCUUCUCCCUGAGCUGACUCUCAAAGAGAGGCCAAAGGGCUGCCAGGGGAGCGUACUGGCUUUCCCAGCCAGAGAGCUUCUGGUAGGACAGGGAGAAGGAGGACAAGAGGGAUCCCAGGAGACGGCUCUGCUCUUCAGCCACCCGACUGCAGGGGAGGGCUACCACAGGAAGGACCUGGGGCUCUACAAGAGCAAGUCUCUGCAGGACCAACCCCCAUGGGGAAAGCCCUCCAUCAUCCACCCAGGCACCAGUGGAUACUCUGACCUCACCCACUGCGAGAAGGAGGGCCAGUUUGCCUGUCUCAUGGAGUGCGGUGGAGGGGAACGCCUUCAGAUUGUCUUCAGAGAGUUUGAUCUCCACAGUCCUAGUGGAGCUAUGUCAAAGGCUCCAUGA